AAAAUUACAAAGCGUGCACAACACUAGGGUGAAUGUGAGAGAAUGAUAAAAUGGUGCAUUCGUCGAUCAAACCGGGCCACACAUCCGAAGCCAGAAAUUAAAUUAACAUCCACCAUUUUGUUUAUUUUCGCGAAAAUAAGUCUUUUCCCGGAUACGUUGUAGAAUAUUCCUGUUUUACCGCUAUACGACAGAGUGAUCUACUUAAUCUGGCAAUGAUUAUAAGAUUAGGAAUGUGCUAUUAGCGUUCCUAUCUAUUAUCGGGCCCUUGUGUUGAAAUUUGCAGACAUCGGCCGCGCCGCUAGUAAACACUCUUUGAAAAUUAACAGCAUAACGUUGAAGACAAGUAAAAACCCAAACACGCAGGGCACCCGAGUUGAUGAGAAAGGUUCGGAUAAUCACCAAGUUCAAAGGGAGCAAUCCCCUAGCGUUAGAGGAAAUAACCAAGAGUAGUGGGCGAGAGUCCCCCGUGGCGCGCCCGGCUAACAUGAACCACACGCCUGCACCGGACAGGCAGCAGCAGCACGACUCUAAUGUGAACCAGGUGGAGGAGAUGGAGACUCAAGAUGUGGAAACUGUAGACACUGUCACUGACAAGACUUGGGAGGACGAUCUUAUGAAAGGUCCUAACGGCGAGGUAGUCAUGGGAGAAGUCAUGAAGAAUCAGGAAACCACAUCAUCAGACAUGCCGCUGGCCUGUCUCGAUGCCGAAAUGGAGGACGACGAGGCGCGAUCAGAAACGACAUUCCGUUUCACGGUACAGAACUUCAGGAAUUUGAAAGAUUCUGUGUUGUCGCCGGCGUGUUUCGUCCGGAAUCUUCCGUGGAAGAUCAUGGUGAUGCCCCGGCAAGCUCCGUCCCCCGACCGGCAACAACAGAAGUCGCUCGGAUUCUUCCUCCAGUGUAAUGGGGAGAGCGAGUCUUCCAGUUGGUCAUGCUAUGCUAUGGCAGAACUCAGACUUAUCUCCCACAAGCCAGAUACCGAGCCUUUCUUCAGGAAGAUCCAGCACUUGUUUUAUAGCAAAGAGAACGAUUGGGGUUUCUCCCACUUCAUGGCAUGGAACGACGUUUUGGAUCCCGAAAAGGGUUACAUAAAAGACGACGCAAUCACGUUGGAGGUCCACGUGACCGCUGAGGCGCCGCACGGUGUCUCUUGGGACUCGAAGAAACAUACCGGCUAUGUCGGUCUCAAGAAUCAAGGUGCGACGUGUUACAUGAACUCCUUGUUACAAACAUUGUAUUUCACAAAUCAACUACGUAAGGCCGUUUAUAAAAUGCCAACAGAAUCUGACGACAGUACCAGGUCGGUGGCUUUGGCAUUGCAAAGAGUUUUCUAUGAACUACAAUUUUCUGAUAAACCAGUGGGCACAAAGAAACUAACAAAGAGUUUUGGUUGGGAGACAUUGGAUUCUUUUAUGCAACAUGAUGUUCAAGAAUUUCUUAGGGUAUUGUUAGAUAAACUGGAGAGUAAAAUGAAGGGGACUUGCGUGGAGGGAACGGUUCCGCGUCUCUUUGAGGGCAAGAUGACCUCAUAUAUCAAGUGUAAGAACGUCAACGUGUCCAGUACGCGCGUCGAAACCUUCUACGAUAUACAGCUUAAUAUUAAGGGGAAGAAGAAUAUCGAUGAGUCGUUCAAAGACUACAUCAGUACGGAGACUCUAGAUGGUGAGAACAAGUACGACGCGGGGGAACAUGGUCUCCAAGAGGCGGAGAAGGGAGUGAUCUUCGCUUCGUUCCCGCCGGUGCUGCAUCUACACCUCAUGAGGUUCCAGUAUGACCCCAUCACGGAUAGCUCUGUCAAGUUUAAUGAUAGGUUCGAGUUCUACGAGCACAUCAACUUGGACGCAUAUCUUCAAGAGAAGCCGGAGACGCCAGCAGACUACACGUUACACGCGGUGCUGGUACACUCGGGAGAUAAUCACGGAGGUCACUAUGUGGUCUUCAUCAACCCUAAGGGCGACGGGAAGUGGUGCAAGUUCGACGACGAUGUAGUGUCCCGCUGCACGAAGCAGGAAGCCAUCGAGUACAACUACGGCGGCCACGACGAGGACAUGGCGUUGACCGUGCGCCAUUGCACCAACGCUUACAUGUUGGUUUAUAUUAGGGAUUCACAGUUGAAGACUGUCUUGCAAGAGGUCACUCAGGCUGACAUUCCUACAGAGUUGAGCGAAAGGCUCGCUGAAGAAAAGAGGAUUGAAACUAUCCGUCGCAAAGAGCGCAACGAAGCCCACUUAUACAUGAACGUGAACGUAGUACUGGAAGAAGCCUUCGACGGUCACCAGGGCAAUGACCUGUACGACCCCGAGCGGGCGCACUACCGCGUGUUCCGCGUGCGCAAGCAGGCCACCGUCGCCGACCUCAUGGAGAUGCUGGCGGAGAACUUCAAGUACCCGCUCAAGCAGCUCAGGCCCUGGCCCUUCAGUGCACGCUCUAACCAGACCUGCAGACCGACUUGCCUAGACAUCGUCAACGAUCAACACAAGACCGUGGCCGACGUCUCCGAAAACAUGAACCCUUGGAACAUAUUCCUAGAGAUGUUACCUCCCGACUCCGGCUUCAGUGCACUACCGACCUUCGACAAGGAAAAUGACGUUGUACUGUUCUUCAAGUUUUACGACCCAAAACAGAAGCGCAUUCAUUAUUGUGGACAUCACUACUUGCCGAUUGCCAGCAAGCCCGCUGAUCUUAUACCGAUACUCAAUAAGCGUGCAGGUUUCCCUCCUGAUACUCCACUUGUCUUAUAUGAAGAGAUCAAACCUGACUUUGUUGAGAAGAUCAACAACUACAGUGAGCCGCUUGAAAAGACUACGGAGGGAGGGCAUAAGGCGGGCUACCCUCGGGUUGAGUCGUGUGCACGCGGCCAGGUAUUGGACGAGCUGAUGGACGGCGACAUCAUUGUGUUCGAGCGCGCCGACCAUCGACACGAGGACUUGGAGCUGCCUACCUGCCAGGACUACUUCAAGUACAUAUUCUACAAGGUCGAAGUGCAGUUUGUCGAUAAGACUGUUCCUAAUGAUCCUGGGUUUACAAUGGAGCUGUCGAUGCAGAUGCGCUAUGAUCAGAUGGCGCGGGCAGUAGGACAGCGGCUCAAUGUCGACCCCUACUUAAUACAGUUCUUCAAGUGUCAAAACUACAAGGAUACCCCGGGACUUCCACUGAGAUACUCAUACGACGGAAUACUUAAAGAUUUGCUAGUGUACUGUAAACCAAAGUGCCCUAAGAAGUUGUUCUACCAGAUAUUAUCUAUUAAAGUUAAUGAAUUGGAUAACAAGAAACAGUUUAAAUGUUUAUGGGUUGGUCCAAAUUAUAAAGAAGAUAAGGAAUUAAUUUUAUAUCCAAACAAAGGAGGUAAGGUGUCAGACAUCUUACAAGAGGCAGCUAAAGUUGUUGAAAUGUCGCCCGAUGGUUCUGGAACGUUAAGGAUCGUGGAGGUGUCGUGUCACAAAGUAUUACCCGGUCCCGAUCCUGAGCUGACGCUGGACCAGGUCACCAUAUCACCGCCCAGACUCUACAGAAUAGAGGAGAUACCCAGAGAUGAGCUCAAUUUGCAGGAGGACGAGAUAAUAGUGCCGUGCGCACAUUUCCACAAGCAGGUGUACGCGACGUUCGGCAUCCCCUUCUACGCGCGCGUCAAGCACAACGAGCCCUUCCAGGCCGUCAAGGACCGCCUGCAGAAGAAGCUCGACAUACCCGACAAGGAGUGGGAAAAGUACAAUUUCGCUAUAGUGACAAAUGGCAGACCUAACUACAUAAGUGAAGGAGCGACAAUAAACAUUUACGACUUCAGGCCAAGUAGUAACGCGAAUCUGUCCCUUCCAGACGCGACGGCCCGGCCGUGGCUGGGGCUGGAGCACAUCAACAAGACGCCCAAGCGGUCCCGCGUCAACUGCCUAGAGAAGGCCAUCAAGAUAUACAACUGAGCCGCCGCCUCGCUCGCAGCCGCGCGAUAGUACCACACACACAUACAUAUUAUACUUAAUCAUUUCCUACUCUGGACCACUCCAUAAUUUAUUUGGCUUCUUCGUUUAUCCAUGAACUUUAUUCAAUAUGUGUAUUGCUCGUGCAGUGUUACUAUCGUCCGGAUACGCAACAAAUAAUAGCCUUAUCUACUUAUUACGUGCAUCGCUAACACCAAUUUGACUUCCUUUAUCACCCUAUUUAUUCUACGUAGGAAACUGAUUCUGAACGUUAUGUGUAACAGACACUGAGGCCACAGAUUAGUCCUGCUAGAAAAUUGCUUUUAUGAUAAUUUGGAACAGUAGCUUUGUUUGGCCGUCGAGUAAUUGUGUUAGCGUCGACAUCGAAGCAGGAGAAGUCUCGCUGGUAAAGUGACACAAUCGAGUAUUAUCCAUCAUAUUUGUUCAUGUAUAGCGUUAUAAUUUACUUUCUAUCGGUGGCAUUAGUAAGUUUUAUGGUUAUAAAUCACGUUCAUAUUUUAAAUAUUUAAUUGUAAUUUAACAGUAAAUAAAUUAAAUCAACGUGACCGACGAUUGAAACUCAAUGCAGGGGCAUGGUCACGUAGUGUAGCUUCGUAGUAGAGUGCAUGUAUCGGUAAAAUCUAUGUUUAUUUGUAUCGUACGGACAGUACGCUCCAGCGAUUCCAAGGCUCUGUGUCUAACACACCUUCUGUAACCAGUGAGUGAAUCACGUGGCCUCCUACAUCAAGUUAUGUCCACUGCUGUUUGAUUAUGUUUAAUGUACUGAGGCCGGUCUGCGAGCGCGGCUGGGGCGGCGUUGUGCCGCGUGUCGGCGGCCGCCUCGGGAGCCUCGGCCUCGCUCGCCGGCGGUAUUCGGGGUGAUUCGGCAAUGUAAAGCAUUUUCACUGAAUAUACAAGACAACUAUGUUUAGACAUGAAUUUGAAUAGUAAUAAAAUGUGCCUCUGUGUGUUGACGCUUGUUUGAUUAACUAUAUUAACAAACUAGUGUAAUAUAAAGAAGUAUUUACAGUUAAAUUAAAAUCGGCUUGCUGAUCGUUCGUUAUUAUGACAGUAAAGUUUUCAGAAGCUUGUAAUGUUAAAAACUAUUUUAUUAUAAAUGUUGAACAUAGUAAUCGAGUUUGAAUGAAAUGCAUGAUAGUAAUAGUAUAAUAUUCGAAGGUAUAAAAUACAGCCAAUUAAAUAUAAUUCUUAGUGACAUUCAUUUUCAACAAUAGAUGUAUUUGGUGAUAAACGAUAUACGCUUACAUAUAUCCAACACAUUAAUUUUAUAUCACUUUACAAGAUAAAUAAAUUAGCUUGACGAUAGUAACUUUCUUAGACUGCUCAAAAUCCUACUGUUUUGCGUCAUGGGUAUUUGAUGUCAAACAACCAUGAUUGGCAAGUGAAUUUGAAUGUUUAUUGUUUUAAAAAAGAAUAAUUUUGUAUCUACAAUGACGGUAUUGUGAUAAUAAAUAUUAGUGAAGCCUGUACAUAGCUAAUGCACAUACCUUAACAAACGACAAUCAUUGUGGUGGUUUGUGCUUUUCUAUUAAAAAUGUUUAAAAAGACACUCGCUAAAACUCAUGUGUAAUCUGAUUUUAUAGAAAUUAUUGGAGUAUAUUAUAUACGGAAUUUUAAAAUGUUUUAUUGAUUGUCGAAUUGCCAACACCCGGGUGUAUGUUUGAGGCAAAGACGAUAUCAAUUAGUAUACAAUAGACCAGCAAGAUGGCGUAGCGUUUAGCGGCCUCAAGUGUACACUAGGUUUAAUUGCACAUAAUAGAUUUAACGUUAGCACUGUAUUGUUAAUUCUGGCUAAAAGCGUCCGAGCGAUCUAAAGCGAAGCGGUCUACGUGUUACUAUUUUAUUAUUGGUUGAAUCAGAAUCUUUCAUUUUAGAAGAUCAUUGUAAAAUUAUAUUUUGGGGAAAACUUUACUUUUUGCAUGUUUCGUAAAAAGUGUAAGAUGUAGAUAACAAUAUGUCGUGAGGUGUAACCCUCGGCGACUUGGAGAUAAUAUUGCUUAUUAUUGUUAUAUGAAGUGAAAUUAAACACUGGUUUUCCACAAAGUAUAACUUUAUGUAAUGUUACUAUUUAAUUUUUUACUUGACCUGCCAGAGAUAUGUUACGUUUAAAUAAAUGAUUAUGUCGAAAUUAUGUAUAUAUAUGAUGUAAUAAAUUAAGAAAAAAAUACAAUAAGUUUUCGUAAAGAUGCCUUAGACGUUUUAAGACAUUUUUAAUGGUUUGAAAUGAUAAUGCUUAAUUUAAUUUAUACCCUUUUUUAGUUAUUAUUUUGUGUCUGGAGAACGUUAUUCCGCAUCUCGAGAAUAUUAUAUAGAUUGACUAAACGAGUGAGAGCGAUGUCCCCGCGUGUAGAUUGUUUUCUUUCUAAUGUUUCUAUUCAACUCGUUAAUUUUUAUGUUAACAAUGUGUGUUGGUUGCGCUAUUUUCAUUAACAUGGUUUGAGGUACUUUGAAAGAUCUUAGCAACAUAGUGGCUUAGUAGCUGAUACGUGCCGAUGAUAAUAAAAUGUGGCAAAUGGGAUUAUAAUCUAUUAGUUGUUUCACCUAUUCAGCUAUCUUACAAGGUUCGAACCCGUUGCGUAGGCGAGUCUGUAUACAGCUUGUGCAAACAUUGAAAGUACUCCAAUGUUUGUUAUGUUGGAUUUGAAUGUUUCACUGAAUAUAAUCCUAUAUUUGUUUUA
This is a messenger RNA of Helicoverpa armigera (cotton bollworm), 6612 nucleotides long. Its product is annotated as ubiquitin carboxyl-terminal hydrolase 7. The record is from RefSeq and is a predicted model, not a curated record. Gene Ontology annotation, biological process: regulation of protein stability; protein deubiquitination. Gene Ontology annotation, molecular function: protein binding; cysteine-type deubiquitinase activity. Lineage: Eukaryota; Metazoa; Arthropoda; Insecta; Lepidoptera; Noctuidae. The coding region runs from base 377 to 3916 and encodes 1179 amino acids. Gene Ontology annotation, cellular component: cytosol; nucleus. The transcript has 23 exons.